UGGAACCAGGUGGCGGGCUUUAUGUUUUUGUUUUGCCGAUGAACAGGGAGAUGAAGGUCGUGUUGAAAUGACAGAAACAGCAGCUCAGCUGUUUGCUCGUCUGGAGGCUCGACGCUGUCUGAAGGACAUCGAACCCCGUCUGUUUCCCAAAGAUGGAGGACCCAACCACGGUGAGGUGGUGGAGCUGUUUGGCCCAGAGGGAACAGGUAAGACGGAGGUGCUCUACCACCUGUUGAGUCGAUGCAUUCUGCCGGUGGCGGCCGGCGGUUUGGAGGUGGACGUUGUGUUUGUGGACACCGACUACAGUCUGGACAUGUUACGACUGGUCAGCAUCCUGGACAACAAGCUGAACCCUGCUCUGUGCGGCGCCUCGCCCCCUCCUGCUUCCGACCAGGGCACGUUGCAUUCGUGUCUGUCCCGCCUCCUGGUGGUCCACUGCUCCUCCUCCUCUCAGCUCCUCCUCACCCUCCACUUCCUGGAGACCACCCUGUCGUCGAGGCCCGGCCUGGCGCUGCUCCUCAUAGACAGCGUCUCUGCGUUCUAUUGGCUGGACCGCAGUGAAGGCGGGGCCAGCGUCGCCAAACAGGAAGAGAAGCUCAGCAAGUGUUCUGAGCUGCUGGGUCGUCUGCUCAGGGAUUACAGAAUCACCAUGUUCGCCACCUGCCACGCCAUCAGGAGGAGCCACGCUGAACCCUCCUCAUCCUCCUCUUCAUCUUCAAACGCAGACCGGCCUUUCCUCUGUCGCUCGUGGCAACGCCUCGUCACCCACAGGCUGAUAUUCUCCAGACGGGAGGAUUCAACCAACAUAGAAGUGCCAGCAGGAGGCAGCAGAGAGCCGAGGAGAAGGCAGCUUUUCACAGUCCACUGCACCUCCUCCUGCUCCUCCUGUUCCUCCUGUUCCUCCUCCUCCUCCUCCUGUUCCUCCUCCUGCUCCUCCUCCAGGCCGAAGAUGCACAGCAGCAGCUCCUUCUACAUAACAGAUGGAGGGCUGGAGUUCAUCUCUUAGUUUUGUUUCUAUGUUCAAUGUUUUCUUUAAAUUUUAAGAUUCAUGUAUAAAACACUUCUAAAGAGCUUUAAUAAAGGUUUAUCAUGAC
Sphaeramia orbicularis (orbiculate cardinalfish) is the source of this 1094-nucleotide messenger RNA. It is a transcript of the gene xrcc2, whose product is annotated as X-ray repair complementing defective repair in Chinese hamster cells 2. Gene Ontology annotation, cellular component: replication fork; centrosome; Rad51B-Rad51C-Rad51D-XRCC2 complex. The transcript is spliced from 6 exons. Bases 68 to 1006 code for a protein of 312 amino acids. The record is from RefSeq and is a predicted model, not a curated record. Gene Ontology annotation, molecular function: ATP binding; four-way junction DNA binding; ATP-dependent DNA damage sensor activity. Gene Ontology annotation, biological process: double-strand break repair via homologous recombination; DNA strand invasion. Lineage: Eukaryota; Metazoa; Chordata; Actinopteri; Kurtiformes; Apogonidae.